GGGUCCCCCUAAUACUGCCUGCCCUGAUGGUUACUAUUGGCAGGGAUCCCGUCAUUAUAGUUCUCCCGCAACAUUCUUGGGGGGGGGGGGGGGUGCGUCAACCAUCCCCCUGCUUCCUACACCCAUGGGAGGGAGGGAGAGGAUCACUGCUGGUCGCACUCCUCCAUUAUGAGGAGGACGGGUGACUUCAGUGGAGGGCUGCGUGCCGUGCUCCUCCAUCUUGAGGUUGGAGGGUCAGGGCUGCGCUGGCCGGGGCAUAGAAAAGCUAGCUGGUAGUAUUUGUUGCAGCGGCAGAGUGGCCGCUCGAGAGGCCGCUCUAGGUGGGUGCCUAUCUAGCCUAUAGGUAGAGCCGGCCCUGAUAACACUAAGAGCCCUGUAAUCAUACAUUUUAGAUUAUGUUAAAGUGGAGGCAGCCCCUAUGAUGACAUUAGUGACUGACAGAGCAGAUUCUCCUAAAAAUGUGACUGUGACCGUCAUUGGGAAAGAAGAAGUGAUGGAAGGAAGUGAUGUGACUUUACGGUGUAACAGCAUCUCCAAGCCAAAGCCAUCUACAUAUGAAUGGAACAGAGGGAAAAAGAAAACCAGAUUACGGAAUACAGGACCGGAGAUCAUAGUCAGGAAAGUGACCGGGAACAUGGAGCCCUAUUCCUGUGCUGCUAUAAAUCUUAUGGGGAGAGGAGAAUCAGCCCUGAUGGAGAUACCUGUACUAUAUUCUCCUAAAAAUGUGAUUGUCACCAUCAUUGGGAAAGAAGAAGUGAUGGAAGGAAGUGAUGUGACUUUACGGUGUAACAGCGUCUCCAAUCCUGAUGUAUCUAAGUAUGAAUGGUAUAAAGGGAAGAACAGAACAAAAUCAACAUACACAGGAGGAAAGGAGAUUACGGUGAAGAAUGUCACCUGGAACAUGGAGCCCUAUUCCUGUGCUGCUAUAAAUACAGUGGGGAGAGGAGAAUCAGCCCUGAUGGAGAUACCUGUACUAUAUGCAGCAAUUGGAGUUCAUGUCACAGUAAAGGAUGAACAUGAAUUUAUGGAAUUAACAUGUGGUUUCCGAAGCAGCCGACCGGAUGUAUCUCACUACACCUGGAUGAAGGAUGGAUCUAUAUUACACAACGAGACGGGGAAGACUCUGACCCUACACAAUGGCGAUACCUACGGGCGGUAUUCAUGUAUCGCCCACAACAGGGCUGGAGAUUCCUCCUCGGAAGAGAUCUUCAUGAAAUACAAUGAAGGGAAUUUACCUCUAAUUUUAGGAACGGUUGCUGGAGGUGUUUUUCUAGUUCUUUUUACUUUGCUCAUCUUUUUUUGCCUAAGAAAAAUCUGCAAACCACAUUGUUCGGGGUCUCCAAAACCAAAAACAGCUGCCAGAAAUCUCUCCAAUAACACAAUGGAGGAAGAUGAAACCAUAAUAGAAGAAAAUCAGUAUGGAAAUAUUCAGAGUGAUCACAACACCCAACCGGAUUCAGCGGAAUUCAUGUCUUCAGUGAAUGUGAAUGUUAAAGAGAACAGCGCCAUCUAUAGUAAUAGUGAAGACCUGCAGCCAGAAAAUGAAGUUGAAUAUUGUGCAAUCUCUCAUGUUCCAAGGAACCAGAUAACUCCUGCAAUAGCCAGUCAUGAACACAAUGUGGACUAUGCAACCAUAAGAAGAUAUUAACAACCUUUUAUCUCCUGUUAUAUAAGGAUUUGGUGACUGAAUUAUCUAUAAUAUAAUCCAUUGGUUCUACUACAAUGUUUGUCCCGAAGAAGGAAUCCAACAUUUCUAAAUGCUGAGGGAUUUUCUGUAAAUCUCUUGGUGAAUCACAUCUGCAGCCUCCAUUUAUGAUUCAUUUAAAGGGGUACCCCCCUGGAAUUUUUUAAAUUUUUUUUAUAAAUCAACUGGUGCCAGAAAGUUAAACAGAUUUGUAAAUUAGACCUCCUAUAGACUUGCAUUGAGGGGGCGGGGUGUGACAUCAUGAGGGGGCAGGGCUAAUGUAUUAUGUGUUCAUAUUUGUAAUU
Hyla sarda is the source of this 1989-nucleotide messenger RNA. RefSeq names its product B-cell receptor CD22-like. Bases 419 to 1648 code for a protein of 409 amino acids. Lineage: Eukaryota; Metazoa; Chordata; Amphibia; Anura; Hylidae. The record is from RefSeq and is a predicted model, not a curated record. The transcript is spliced from 9 exons.